Ostreobium quekettii is the source of this 2268-nucleotide messenger RNA. Lineage: Eukaryota; Viridiplantae; Chlorophyta; Ulvophyceae; Bryopsidales; Ostreobiaceae. The record is from the annotation of a GenBank genome assembly.
AUGAAGCGCGGCGGCUCUGGCCGAGGCUCCAACGCGCGGAGGGGGCCCAAGGGCGCAAGACACGGGAAGGUCCAGAAAAAUGGGGGAAAGGGCAGCGUGCCCAAGCACGUGCACAGUGAGCACACACGGCACGAGACCAGCGCCUACCAGGCGCCUGAGAGUGCAGUUGAGGAGUCUGACAGUGAUAACGAAGGGAGCUCGGGGUACAGGAAGGGUGGGUACCAUCCAGUCCGAAUUGGGGAGAGGUUCAAGGAUGGCCGGUACACUGUGCAGCGGAAGCUGGGUUGGGGACACUUCUCCACUGUGUGGCUGGUGCAUGACGCCGUGACGGGUGGCCAGGUCGCGCUGAAAGUGCAGAAGAGCGCUUCCCAGUACAGUGAGGCGGCGAGGGAUGAGAUUGACCUCCUGAUGCAGAUCAGGGAUGGGGACCCUGAUGUGGAGAGCUGCUGCUGUCGCCUGUUGGACUGGUUCGAGCACCAGGGGCCCAACGGGAGGCAUGUCUGCAUGGUGUUCGAGGUCCUUGGGGACAACCUACUCAAGCUCAUCAAGCAUUAUGACUACAAGGGGAUUCCCCUGCCGGUCGUGCGGAAUGUGACCAGGCAGGUGCUCAUUGGUUUAGACUACCUGAAGCGGCAGUGCAGGAUCAUUCACACAGACCUGAAGCCUGAGAAUGUGAUGCUGUCAGAGCCACUCUCGAUGAGGAGGCACGUGCCGGCCCCUGCUAUGGAUCUGGCACUGAAGGCACACCUUGCCAGACAGGGAGGGGGGCAACAGCUGACCAAGAGCCAAAAGAAACGGAUGAAGCGAAAGCUGAAAAAAGCAGCUGAAAAGUUGGCUUUGUCUCAGUGUCCUGAUGGCAGUGGAGUGAAGAUGGAGACAGCCCUGCCAGAGCCAAGCCAUUCCAACGAUUUGCCACAGCCAUCUGGAACUGCUGAAGGCCAUGACGAGAGCUGUUCCACUGCAGGCGUGGGCAUCAGGAGUGCGGAUGAAAUGGCUUCGUGUGGGACAUCUUCGAAGUUGACUGUGGACAUGCGAAACCUGCCAUUGACUGCCGAGGAGCUAGAAACUGUCAGUUGCAAGAUCGUCGACUUUGGAAAUGCAUGCUGGACUCACAAGCACUUCACCAGUGACAUACAGACGAGGCAGUAUCGUUGCCCCGAGGUCCUGCUGGGCGCCAAGUACUGCACUCCAGCUGACAUGUGGUCGCUGGCCUGCAUGGUGUUUGAGCUGGUGACAGGCGACUUCCUGUUCGAUCCACACAGUGGAGAGAACUACAGCCGGGAUGAGGACCAUUUGGCCCUCUUCAUCGAACUCCUGGGCAAGCCUCCAAGGAGGAUCUCCCUCAGUGGUAAAUAUGCAAGAGACUUCUUCAACCGCAAUGGCGACCUGCGCAACAUCAAGCACCUCAAGUACUGGCCCCUGGAUCGGGUGCUGUUAGAGAAAUACAGGAUGCCCCUGGAGGAGGCGCUGGGGCUGACAGACUUCCUGCUGCCGAUGCUGCGCUACGACCCAAAGGAGCGCGCCACGCCGAGGGAGAUGCUGGGGCACCCCUGGCUGCGGGGCGAGCUGCCUUACGUGGACGAGGAGUCGCCGCGGGGGUCGCAAUGGCGGCAACCUGGGCGAUCGAAAAAGUACGCCUCAAGGUCGAGAUCCAGGUCCUGGUCUUCCGCCGACAGCGAACGAUGGAGCUCGAGGUCCAGGUCGGCGUCCAGGUCCCCUGACAGGGCCAGGGCGACAAAGUCUGCAGGCCAGAGCUUGCAGGCUCACUGUGAAACGCGGUCGGCCUUCCGUGGAUCGCAGGAGAUGUUCGCUGACAGUCAGGGGAGGCAACGCAGUGCGUGGCAGGCAGCAGCUGUUGCAGGCAGCGCUCCCUGCAAUCCGAGCAUGGGGCAUGCACCCGAUUGGAUCAUGGCUGGAAAGGACAAGGGAGCAGCUGCGCCUUGCACAGACAGUGAAUGCCUUGGCCAGAGUCGCGAUGGUGGGCUGGGCAAGGACUGGCACAGCGGUUGCAACAGUCAUAGGGCCCUUGUGUCAUUGACUGAGUCUCUUGACAGCGUGGACUUGAAGGGGGCGUCAUUUGGCAGCAAACAGGGCACUGAGUUGGGCUUCUCUGGGGCAGCGGAGGGCACACAAGGGUUAGACAGAAUGCUGUCCAGUUUAGAGAGCUAUGAUGGGGGACAGUACGGCAGUGGUGCAAGAACCCUAGGCUCAAAAUCAGAGAGCCUGCAGCGUGGGGGCUUUGCUGAGAAGCUGCUGGUCUGUGAAUGA